This is a messenger RNA of Mizuhopecten yessoensis (Yesso scallop), 3556 nucleotides long. RefSeq names its product histidine decarboxylase-like. Gene Ontology annotation, biological process: histamine biosynthetic process; L-histidine catabolic process. The transcript has 13 exons. The record is from RefSeq and is a predicted model, not a curated record. Gene Ontology annotation, molecular function: pyridoxal phosphate binding; histidine decarboxylase activity. The coding region runs from base 620 to 2695 and encodes 691 amino acids. Lineage: Eukaryota; Metazoa; Mollusca; Bivalvia; Pectinida; Pectinidae.
UUCAUUGUUACUGCUACACAGCAGGAAUCUACCUGGGAAUACCAAAUCGAUGAACGAGUGAACGUGAAAUAUAUCUAGCGUUAAACUAAUAGACUGUUCAAACUAAAUUUUUCAUAGUCUCACUUUCAAAAAAUUACUUUGUCUAGUUUGUAUAACUUGUCAAAUUUACGAACAGAAAGACAUAUUGAUUUAAUUUCUCUUCUGAAUAGUGUACUUUCAGUAACAAUCAUAAAGCUUGUAGUUUUGACUGUGGAAUAUCCGUUCACGGGUUUCUAACGAGUGAUAUAAGUUCUGUACUUGAAUAGGAGCGUUGAUAGCUAGCUAAGGCGUCAUCGGUAAGGUGUAACGUACGUAGUGGACAUAGGAAAUCAUUCAAUACUUCUUAGUUUCAUAAACUUCGAAAACAUACACGGACAAUAAAAUCGAACGUACAGUCAGUCAUUCUCCGUAUAACGUCAGACAUUGGCAGAUGUUUACAAGGGAAAUCAUGACAUAAACACUUUAUUUGACUAAAUUGCGAUCUAAGAGACAUCUGAAACUUUUCUGGAAGUGAACAGGAAGUGAAGUAUACAAACCGAACUCUAGGAAACCUACUGACAGAAUACAAUAAACCGCCAAAAUGGACUUCGAAGAGUACAGAAAAAGAGGAAAAGAUAUGGUGGAUUAUAUAGCAGAUUAUCUGAAGACGAUCAGAACGAGGCGAGUAUUCCCGGAUGUGCAACCUGGAUACAUGCGCAAUUUGGUACCGGAAACAGCACCGACGGAAGGCGAACCCUGGCACGACAUUUUCCGCGAUAUAGAACGAGUGAUCAUGCCUGGGGUUACACAUUGGCAGAGUCCGUACAUGCACGCCUACUUUCCCGCCCUUAACUCCUUCCCGUCACUCCUUGGGGACAUGCUUGCGGACGCUAUCAACUGCCUCGGUUUCACGUGGGCCUCGAGUCCUGCCUGUACCGAACUGGAGACAAUCGUCAUGGACUGGCUUGGAAAGAUGAUUGGACUACCGUCAGAAUUUCUCCAUAGCAACAAACAAACUAUGGGAGGCGGAGUCAUCCAGCUCACAGCUAGUGACUCGACAUUCAUAGCUUUGCUUGCCGCGAGAACCGAGGUGUUCCGAAAAUACAAGUGUUUGCAUUCGGGACUGGACGAUGCUGAGAUAAACGCGAGGCUUGUCGCCUACUGUUCCGAUCAGGCACACUCCUCUGUUGAGAAGGCAGGACUAAUUGGUCUCGUGAAAAUGAGAUAUCUUUGCAGUGACGAUCAACUGAGCAUGCGCGGAGAGAGUCUACAAUCCGCCAUAGAACGUGACCGUGAGGAAGGACUCAUUCCUUUCUUUGUUUGUGCAACUCUAGGCACGACUGGGGCUUGUGCUUUUGACAAUCUGGCUGAACUGGGUCCAAUCUGCGAGGCUGAGGGUUUGUACCUACAUAUCGACGCGGCCUAUGCCGGAACAGCAUUUAUAUGUCCGGAAUACCGGAAGUUCAUGACUGGGAUUGAGUAUGCGCACUCUAUUGCAUUUAAUCCGUCAAAAUGGUUGAUGGUACAUUUUGACUGUACAGCUAUGUGGGUGAAGAACAGCGGAUCCCUACAUCGUACCUUCAAUGUGGACCCGCUCUACCUUAAACACGAGAACAGUGGUGCAGCAAUCGACUACAUGCACUGGCAGAUCCCACUGAGCCGAAGGUUCCGAGCCCUGAAACUGUGGUUUGUCAUCAGGUCUUUUGGUGUGGAGGGUCUGCAAGCCCACGUCAGAAAGGGUGUGCUUCUGGCGGAGAAGUUUGAGAAGAUGGUCCGAUUAGAUGAGCGGUUCGAGAUUCCAGCUGCUCGACAUCUUGGGAUGGUUGUAUUUUGUUUAAAGGAGGACAAUGAUCGUACAGAAAUUCUUCUAAAACGGUUAAACAAAAGUGGCAAAAUACACAUGGUACCGGCUGCACUGAAGUCGAAAUACGUCAUCAGAUUCACAGUGACGUCACAGUAUACGACCGACGUGGAUAUCGAACGGGACUGGAAAAUUAUUCAGGACAUGGCGACAAAAGUGCUUCGGAACGAGGAAUCAGAUGAAGACGACGUAUUUGAGGAAACACAACCUAUCCCCGUCGUCAUUGAACCAGAAGUACUGAAACGAGUACCAUCCUUGAAGAAAAAAGACUAUGGAAUGAGUCUGUUGCUAAGCAACGUUCCGUCGUCGCCAAAGCUCAUCAAUGGCAGUUUUGCCGCGCUGUUUGACAACAAUGACGUCAUUGUAGAAUUUGCUAAAGAAAUCACCAACAGUGAUUUUAACGGUCGACCUAUUCGUCUGUCACCAAGACGACGAAUGAAACUCCGGGACCAAAACAGACAGAGAAGUCUUGACUGUGAUGUUACUCCUCAUCGAUCUAUUAUAAGUCGAUUUAAGCAGGCCUCGCUUGAUUCGAAAGUCGACGAGAUUCUCGAAUGGUCAACUCUCCAGGAACAGACCGGAGGUCUGUUGCAUGAAAUUGAGGAUGGAAGUGAGAGCGGAGCAGAUUCGGAAUUGGACGCGGGGUCAGGGGUCAAAAUGAAAGUUUCAAUCAAUGUAACCAAAUCGUCUGAAACUGACGAUGAACCGGAAAAAGACAAAGGUGAACUACCGAACGGGAACGGAUUCCAUCCUACCAAUGAAUCCGUAAAUGGACAUAUAAUCUGCAAACAUUGCGGUCACGUGAUUAACGGAUAACCACGUGUUAAGUAUGCGCAACUGACAUUUGUGAAGUAGAAAAGGAAAGUAAGGAACAAUUACUGUGCAAUAUAUAUCAAAUGCAUAGAUUGAAGUAGUAUAUGUUAUCUGAGUGAUGACGUAGGAUGUUUUAAUAAUAUUUCCUGCUUAAACUGUGUGCAUUACUGUGAAAACUCGUCCAUAACAUUUUCUCUUUUAGAGUUUAUAAAACAUCGUUGCAUGGGUGCAUGCCAAACAUUUAUCCCAUUGUGUUGUAUCUAAGAUAGAAUAGACCAAAAAUACCAAGCGCCAUUUUACAUGAAUAGCGAGCAUAGACAACCUACAUUGCACCAAAAUAACGUUGCAAUGUUUCUGCAACAACGCUAUAACAUUUCUUGUCAUUGCUAAUGUGUAGGACCUUGGGGUUUGGCUUGUAACAAUAACGUGACUUUGUAUAUCGUUGUCAUGGAAACACACUCCUGGAAAUCCUUACUAUCAUUGAUAUAAAUUAUUGUCAUGGAAACACACUCAUAGAAAUCCUUACUACCAUAGAUAUUAAGGAAAUAAUGUCGAGCUUGUCGACCAGUGUCGUCUUUGUGUAGAGAUCAUGCGGAUAUUCUGUCUCCGAAUCUGAUAUAAAGUGUAAUGCACGUGUUCAGUCAAGUGUUCAGUCACGUGGUCUUGUUGUUUGACAAUACGUAGGGACUCUGUAUCGCGGCAGUAAUACUAUUGAUAUCAAACAGUUGUCUGCAGUUAUCGAAUGGAUUAAUAUUUGGAUUUGGGUAAUCAUUUUAUGUAAACAAUAUAUCAUAAUUAUAUAUAUAUAUUCCAGUAAAAAUAUAUUUGAAUUAGAAUGUAUGAUUUCACCAAUAGGUUUGUCAA